AACGCCAUUACUUCAACGUCGGAGGCCUCGAUCGAAUUAUAUAUAUUUUGAAAAAAAAAUAAAUCAAUAAGUAAAUUGAAGAAACUUUUUUUAAUUUUGUGCCAGUAGUGUCUACAGAAACCGGAAUCAUGAAAAUAUUUCUUGGAUAUUGUCUUAUCUGCAUUUUUGUGGUAAAAGUGCAGAGUAAACCCCAGAUUACCAAACUAUUUCCUGUAAAGGAACUGGUGGCUUUUCACGAGAAGACUAACGAGAUAAAACCGCUUGACAAAUUCCUUGGGAAGUUGAAAGCCGCGUACGAUUUUGUAUUUAAUAAACCAGAAGACACUAGUAAUGUUGAAAAAAUUUUAGCCAAUGACCGUAGCGACGCAACGCAGGAUGCAUCAAAUCCGGAGAUUGAUGCGUUAAAAUUGAUAUGGACGAACGUAAUUAGUUCACAAUCCGUGACAAAUCCGAAAGAUAAUAAGGAAUCUAGUACUAAGGAAACAGUAAGAACUUUGGAAGGGACGAAUGAAAAUCGAAACGUCAUACCUUUGAACGAAGCAACGUCCGUGCUAACUGGAGAUCAGCAUGACGCUUCGGCGAGUAAACCAGAGAAAGCCAAUAACUUGUUCGAUGGCGUACAAGAGGGAUCAAAAUCUUUUGGCGGAUUGGAACUGCAAGAAAAUUCAGACGACGAUAGCGUCGUUGAAACCGUUACCCCGACUUCAACCCUACAAUUGCCGCAAGCCGUCGGCAAACAAUUACUCGAAUGGCUUUCAGCUUUGCUCGGUUUGACCUACGGAGCUUACGUCAAAGUGGCACAAGCUGUUAAAACCUAAAAUUUUAACUAUGAAACAAACUUGGCGAUAAAGAUUUUUGGGAACGAGUGAAUUUGUUUAAUUUUUUUCACAAAAUUAAACACAGUUCACAGUAAAUUACGACGUGUAGUUUUUCCACUAGGUUUCUUUUAUUCCAAAAUAUCUCGAUCAGAAAAAUACAUGUGUGUGUAAUUUUUGGCAAUCAGUAUAUUAUAUGUAUACAUAUACAUAUAUAACAACAGUUUUGUUGAGUAAAUGUAUAUCGCGCAACGUAAAUACAUCGUCACAGUGUUCAAAUGAUCACUAAAAAUCAUAGGUAUGUAGUCUAGUCAAUCUCAAAAAAAUUUCAUAAAAAUGAAUCAUGGAUAAACAGUUCUCCGUAAAUUGAGAGCAAAGAAGUUAUUAAUAAAAUAAAAAUACAGUCAUAUACUGGCAUAAAUGUGUAAGAUCUUUGGCUCGAUUAUUAUGCAGCAUGAUGUAUUAUAUUGUCAUAAAAUUAGCCGACGAAAAAAAGGAAAAUAAAAUUUCCUAAUAAUUACAUAAAUUAUUAUUACUAUUAUUAAGAUUAUUAUUAUUAUUAUUUCUAUUAUUAUCAUUAUUAUUAUUAGUAACCGGUGGGAACAUUUGGUAGCUUCGAUUAUUCAAAGCACUCGAUUAAGUUUGUACAAUUCAAUAAUAUAGUAGGUAUGCAUAUUGUACAAGUAUAAAGAGAGAAGAAAUUCGGUAAGAUUUGUAUGGAAACCAAUAUUCCUUGAAAUAUUAUGCAAUGUCUAUGCCGAAUUUGUUAACUUUAUGACAAUAUUUGGGAAGAGGAAUAAAAAUAAAAUAAUAAUCGUAACAUA
This is a messenger RNA of Athalia rosae (coleseed sawfly), 1639 nucleotides long. RefSeq lists its product as uncharacterized. The record is from RefSeq and is a predicted model, not a curated record. The transcript has 2 exons. Lineage: Eukaryota; Metazoa; Arthropoda; Insecta; Hymenoptera; Athaliidae. The coding region runs from base 129 to 818 and encodes 229 amino acids.